AUGAUGCCCUACACUGCCUCUGACGAUGACCCUGCCGACGAUCCAGUUAUCGCAUCCUACGACAUUUUCAUUACCGAUGCUCAAGUCCGCCGCUUUCUUCUCCAAUAUCCCGAUCGCUCCUCCACGCAACCUUACAGCGACCUCACUCUGCAGAAGCCUACCGAACUACGACUAAAACCUAAAACUGGACUUGUUGAAGUUGAUAUCCCAAUUAACACACGUGUCAACUAUGACGAGCGGAAGGGGCUGCGUUACGGAAAUGCAUUGAAGAAGAGCCGGAUUAUUCAAGAGGGAGGGACACAUGGCAUAGCUGGAGGAUUUAAUACGGGAGGGGUGGUAACUGGAAAGACGAAGCUGGAGGGUGAUUCCGUGGCCAAGGACUAUUGGGAUGAUGAAGAUGGUGGUGGAUAUAGAGACCUGGAGGAUGAGGAGCUUAAAGCCGGUCAUAUUAUGACAACACAAACGCUGGGAGGGAGGAUAAAAGAGGCAAUAGAGGGGGAUCCGGUUUACAUGCUCGGUGCUUUCAAGGAUAAUGAGCUUCACCUUGCUCCCCUGUCAGCCAUUGUACCACUCCGCCCUCAGCUACACCACCUGGAUGCGUAUGAUGAAGCCCUAGUUAAAAACAAAACGACAGUGAAAGGAAGGAAAGAUGGAGAUGAAGAGGGUGCAUCGCGUCCCACGGAAGCACGAGCGAUCGAUGUUAAAGUUAAAUCUGCGGAAUCGGAACAGACUGGCGGACAACGGAAUAAUGAGCUGUUAAAACAAAUGCAAGAUGAAAAAUGGGAAAAGUAUACGUGGAUUGACGAGAACGACGAGGAGUCAUGGGAUAAAUACGAAGAAUACAUGUUCAAUCGGACGAUAGAGGAGCCUCCACAAUUAGAAUCGGCUAUCGAAGCGGAUGAUUACGUUGAUGGCAUGAGCGCGCCUCGGGUAGACCCCACGCGACCGGAUAUGACUGGAUGGGCCAUGAAGAUGAGACGAAAGAAGAGAAGAUCGUCAAGCAAUGCUUUGCAUGCAUCAGGAAUAGGCGACGGCGAUGUGGACGUAGCUAUGGCGGCGAGCUGA
Molecule: messenger RNA, 1065 nt
Organism: Coccidioides immitis RS
Lineage: Eukaryota; Fungi; Ascomycota; Eurotiomycetes; Onygenales; Onygenaceae
Exons: 4
Coding region: 1-1065 (354 amino acids)
Biological process (GO): DNA-templated transcription
Cellular component (GO): nucleus; RNA polymerase III complex
Source: RefSeq, a predicted model, not a curated record